Messenger RNA from Serpula lacrymans var. lacrymans S7.9, 981 nucleotides. RefSeq lists its product as uncharacterized. Gene Ontology annotation, biological process: protein phosphorylation; intracellular signal transduction; microtubule cytoskeleton organization. Gene Ontology annotation, cellular component: cytoplasm. Lineage: Eukaryota; Fungi; Basidiomycota; Agaricomycetes; Boletales; Serpulaceae. The record is from RefSeq and is a predicted model, not a curated record. Gene Ontology annotation, molecular function: tau-protein kinase activity; protein serine/threonine kinase activity; ATP binding. The annotation marks the transcript as partial. The transcript has 2 exons.
AUGGACAGUCUGCAAAUACCUGAUACUUCCUUCCCUGGCCCUUCGCGGCAAUACGGUUCAUCGAGAGCUACAUCAGUCGCGGUGCAGCCAUCAGCAGCAGCAGCACCUCAACCAUCGUCGUCUUCCCGCAGACAACGAGCAUCUCAUACUGUCGUCUCUUCUCAGCAGCAACAACAGCAGCAGAUUGACGAUCAGCCUGCCUAUCGCGACGUAUAUUCACAUCCUGCCGCAGUUGCUUACGCAGCGGCUCAUCCACGUCGCACUAUACCCAAAUUUGGUCCCUACCUUCUGUUGCAGACGCUUGGUGAAGGGGAGUUUGGGAAAGUAAAACUUGGUUUGCAUAGUCAAUGGGGCGAAGAGGUAGCUGUGAAGCUCAUUCGGAGAGGCAAUAUCGAUACAACUGUGCGGAUGUCCAAGGUUGAACGUGAGAUUGAAGUGUUAAGGAACUUGAAACAUCCCAAUAUCGUUCGACUAUACGAUGUUAUCGAGACGGACAAAUACAUCGGCAUUAUUCUGGAAUAUGCUUCUGGUGGCGAACUUUUCGACCAUAUCCUUGCUCAUCGCUAUCUGAAAGAAAAGGACGCCGCAAAGCUCUUUUCUCAGCUUAUCUCAGGUGUUUGGUACAUACAUCACAAGAAAAUCGUUCAUCGCGAUCUCAAACUUGAAAACUUGCUAUUGGAUCGUCAUCGCAAUGUCAUCAUCACUGAUUUCGGUUUCGCCAACCGUUUUGAGCAUCGCUCAGAUGAUCUUAUGCAGACUAGCUGUGGUUCCCCAUGUUAUGCUGCGCCGGAGCUUGUUAUCUCUGAAGGCCUCUACGUUGGUUCUGCCGUCGACAUAUGGUCAUGCGGAGUUAUUUUAUACGCCAUGCUUGCGGGAUAUCUUCCCUUUGAUGAUGACCCUGCCAAUCCUGAUGGCGACAACAUCAACCUGCUAUACAAAUAUAUAGUCAACACUCCUCUGUCCUUCCCUGACUAUGUCUCU